Messenger RNA from Acipenser ruthenus (sterlet), 3964 nucleotides. Its product is annotated as mitochondrial Rho GTPase 1. Lineage: Eukaryota; Metazoa; Chordata; Actinopteri; Acipenseriformes; Acipenseridae. The record is from RefSeq and is a predicted model, not a curated record. Gene Ontology annotation, cellular component: mitochondrial outer membrane. The coding region runs from base 476 to 2458 and encodes 660 amino acids. The transcript is spliced from 20 exons. Gene Ontology annotation, molecular function: GTPase activity; calcium ion binding; GTP binding. Gene Ontology annotation, biological process: small GTPase-mediated signal transduction; regulation of mitochondrion organization; mitochondrion transport along microtubule.
AGAGUGUAUGUAACCUGUGUCUAACAUCAUUGCUGUCGGUUUGCGUGUGUGUGCGUCCCGUUCUCUUCACAGCGCUUUUUGUCCCUACGCAGCUACCUUAGUCGUGUGGUGCCGGAGGUCAACGGAAGGAGGUGUGCGUUGGAAGAGUAUCUACCGCACAAUGUCAUAAAAAUAAUUUAAAAACUGUACCCUUGGUGAAAAUGUCGACAGGACCUGUUGGUAGCUUACAUUGCAGUAAAGCAGGCUCCGUCCGAACUGUGUGAGAGACGCGUGGUGCAAUCCCGGACGCGGUCCAGAAGCCGCCCCGUCCGUUUUGUCCUACACAGUGCUUGAAGCGGGCUGGUUUCAUUGCAGUGCUGCAGUGAAAUCCAGUGACGGCAAGGCCCAAGCAACUGCAGCGCAGCGCCAGGACUGUUACAUGGCUCUCUCUGCAGAGACUGUUAACUGAAAACGUGAACGACAGCACUCUGAAACCAUGCGGAAAGACGUGAGGAUACUGCUUGUAGGAGAACCCAGAGUUGGGAAGACCUCCUUGAUUAUGUCGCUGGUCAGUGAGGAGUUCCCAGACGAGGUCCCUCCCCGGGCUGAAGAGAUCACAAUCCCUGCUGAUGUCACUCCUGAAAGGGUCCCUACACAUAUAGUUGACUAUUCAGAAACAGAACAAACAGAUGAACAGCUUUAUCAGGAAAUAUCAAAGGCCAAUGUUAUAUGCAUAGUGUAUGCAGUCAACAAUAAAAAUUCCAUUGAGAAGGUCACUAGUCAGUGGAUUCCUCUAAUCAAUGAUAGAACAGACAAGGAUAGCAGAGUGCCUUUGAUAUUGGUUGGGAACAAAUCGGACCUGGUGGAGCACAGCAGCAUGGAAACCAUCCUUCCAAUUAUGAACCAGUACACCGAAAUUGAGACUUGUGUUGAGUGUUCAGCAAAAAACUUGAAGAACAUCUCUGAGCUAUUUUAUUACGCCCAGAAAGCUGUUCUGCAUCCUACGGGCCCCCUGUACUGCCCCGAGGAAAAAGAGAUGAAGCCUGCUUGCAUUAAAGCCCUGACCCGCAUCUUCAAGAUUACAGACCAGGACAACGAUGGGAUUCUUAACGAUGCCGAACUCAACUUCUUUCAGAGGGCAUGCUUUAACACCCCCCUGGCUCCUCAGGCCUUGGAGGAUGUGAAGAACGUGGUCCGGAAGAACGUGAGUGACGGGGUGUUUGAUAAUGGACUCACACUGAAAGGCUUCCUGUUUCUCCACACGCUGUUUAUCCAGCGAGGGCGGCACGAGACCACGUGGACGGUGCUGCGUCGAUUCGGAUACGAUGAUGAUCUGGAGCUCACUCAGGACUACCUGUUCCCUCCGUUAAAAAUCCCCCCAGAUUGUACAACGGAGUUAAACCACAAUGCGUAUCUCUUCCUUCAGAGUGUUUUCGACAAACACGAUUUGGACAGGGACUGUGGUUUGUCCCCCGAUGAACUGAAGGAUCUAUUCAAAGUCUUCCCCUACAUGCCCUGGGGUCCAGAUGUCCAUAACACAGUCUGCACCAAUGACCGAGGCUGGAUCACCUACCAGGGAUACCUGUCUCAGUGGACGUUAACAACGUAUCUAGAUGUGCAGCGCUGCCUGGAGUACAUGGGCUACCUGGGAUACUCCAUUAUUUCUGAACAGGAGUCGCAGGCUGCGGCUGUUACUGUGACGAGAGAUAAGAAGAUUGACCUCCAGAAGAAGCAGACUCAGAGGAACGUUUUCAGGUGUAACGUCAUCGGGAUGAAAGGCUGUGGGAAGAGUGCGUUCCUGCAAGCCUUUCUGGGGCGCAACCUGAUGAGACAGAGGCAGAUCAGAGAGGAUCACAAAUCCUUCUACGCAAUCAGCACCACCUAUGUGUACGGCCAGGAGAAAUACUUACUGUUACAUGAACUGUUCGCAGAUUCAGAAUUUCUCUCUGAUUCCGAGAUUUCCUGUGAUGUUGUCUGCUUGGUGUACGACUCCAGCAACCCCAGUUCAUUUGAAUUUUGCGCAAGAAUAUUCAAGCAACACUUCAUGGACAGCAAGACUCCGUGCAUGAUCGUUGCUGCCAAGUCUGAUCUGCACGAGGUGAAGCAGGACUGCAGCCCCUCCCCCUCGGACUUCUGUAGGAAACACAAAAUGCCCCCUCCGCAGCCCUUCACCUGCAACACUGUGGACGUCCCGAGCAAAGACAUCUACAUCAAACUGACCACGAUGGCCAUGUACCCCCACGCCAGGCUACGCUGCAUGUGCACCUGCAACAGGUGCACCUUCUGCAUCUGUCAGAACUUCCUCAACUCAGACUUGCUGCAUUCUGUAAAGACCAAACUCUACACUGCCGUUCUCAACAGACACGUGAUGCAGGCAGAUCUGAAGAGCUCCACGUUCUGGCUGCGGGCCAGCGUGGGAGCCACCAUGUUCGCUGUCCUGGGAUUCGCAAUGUACAGAGCGCUUCUGAAGCAGCGGUGAUCCUGAAGGAAAGUGUGCAACAACACCGCCAUCGCUAAGCAGAUCAAACUUUUACAGAAGUAUAUAUACAUACAUACAUAAGAGUGCUUCGAAGUCUGCAAAUAUCUAUUAUUAUUUUAAUUAUUAUUAUUAAUAAUAAUAUUUCACUAUUUGUUUAAAUAUGUAAGAGUUUCUCCUCAACAUGUUGUUUUGUUUAUGACCUUGCUGAUUUCAGUGAUCAUGAAGAUGCAGUUUGUUUUUUUUUCUUCUACCCGCCCCCCCCCCCCCCACUGCCCCAAAACAAAUAACAUUAUUGUUUUUAAAUGAAAACGUGCAUUCACAGUGUUAGGUAGUUUAACUAGGCAUGGAUGAGCGUCACAGUGGUAUGCAAGACUGCCGAUGCUCCAAAGCCAAAAGGGACGAUGUAGAUAAUGUACAUAUACAGACGUGUGUGUGAAAAGACUGCCCAGUAAACUAACACAGUUGCAGAGGUCACAUUCUGAGAUGCUGUCGUGGUAGAAUUGACUCGUCAAAGCCAUUAGCGUUUUUAUGUUGAAGUCAGAACUGUUUUGUGUCGCACCAGCAUCGAAUGUAUUAUUAUGAUGAUGAUGAUUAUUAUUAUUAUUUAUUAGGUUUUUCUUUUAGUUUGUACAGCAUGUUCGGUAUGCAGAUAAAGCUCAUGGUUUUUUUUUUUUUUCUUCCUCUUUUAACCCUUUGAGUUCUUUAUCUUUCUGUUAACACACGCCGUCGGAGAUCACGUUGGAACCUCACGACUCUGAGGUCGUGUACACAUCUAUGCUCGUGUAUACUCAGUAAGGGAGUUCAUGUUUGAAUUAUAUAACUUUAUUUCAACAACAAUAAUCCAGGAGUGAAAGGGAGGACGUUGUGUCUCCUCCAGGCUCUGGUUGGCAGAUCAUGUAGCCGUGUUGUUAGGAGAGCUCCGGCCCUGGUUUAAAUCAUUCACGCAAUGCCUGGAAUAUUGCUUGUACACUACAAGCCCUCCUUUUCACUAUGAGCACCCCGUUCCUAGCGCUGUCACUGCUGCAAGCUUGCACUCUGUGCUGUAAACCUGGUGCAGUUAUUAUUUUGUAGCGUGGGAUGUGCUGCAUGAUGCACCAUGUGUUCUGCUUUUAUAUCAGAGACAUUGCACCCUUUUGUGGGUUUUUUAUUACCACAAGUUACCAUCAUGCCCAACUUGCCUUUUUCUAGGAUACCUAGAAGAUGAACUCCACCCCCCCUUUGUUUUUUUUUUUCAUUUCUAACUUUUCCAGCAUUUACAAUAAAUGACUGUGUGCUGUACACCCUGUCUGAUGUCUUAUUUAUUAAAAGGAGAAUUCUUUACACUGACGCACGCACACACGCGAGUGGGAGGAUCGGUUCUCUUUUAAUGAUGUAAACUGAGAAGUUACUAAUACUACCGCCCUUUCUAUUUAAAUGAAACUCUAAAUUAAUCACUCUGCUGUUUUCCCACUAGGAUGACUACAUGUCCCCCUUAAUAAAAAUCAAGUAGCAUCAAAUUACAUUUGA